Fusarium musae is the source of this 1287-nucleotide messenger RNA. RefSeq lists its product as uncharacterized. Bases 1 to 1287 code for a protein of 428 amino acids. Lineage: Eukaryota; Fungi; Ascomycota; Sordariomycetes; Hypocreales; Nectriaceae. The transcript has a single exon. The record is from RefSeq and is a predicted model, not a curated record.
AUGCUGUACACGACGGGCAUUUCAAUGGAGGAGCCAAGCCAUCGGUUUUCGCCCACGACAGUGGCUCCUGGGAAGCCCAGGAAUCGACCAAAAGCCUUGCAGAUCCAGCCAUUGGACCCCAGCAAAUUGAGCGCGAAGUUGAACGAUAUUUCAGUCGAGCAAGAAGGCCAGCCUCGUCGUCCAGUUCAUACAGAGGACUCACUCCGGCCCCCAUUAUCUGCAACAAGUAUGGGUGCUCUGUCUCCUCGGACUAUUCAGCCAGCACAUGCGUCGCUAUCGAUUCCCACCCCCGUUUCAUCGAGAGUCUUCAGGAAAGAGAAGACUGAUGAUAAAACUAGUUCGCCUUUGUCCGCAAAGCCGCCACGUCGUGGCAGCUUUUUUGACGCGUUCCGCUUCAGAGGCUCGAACUACACCGAUGAACCGCAGAAGCAGACAGAGGAGGCUGUUCAGAAGCCUGCUCGUUACAAGCAUGUUCCUCAGGUGGCAGCGCAACAGUUUGCUCGCACCACAACAGUCGAGCCCCUCACUCAGAAAGCUUCACCCAAAGGAAUGAGACCUGCUCCCGGCCCCCACCUCAUGAAUAAUGGCACCAUAUCACUGCAAGAAUACAAUAGGCAGUAUAGAAGAGCACAGAGUCUCUGCAGCGGAAGGCCAACUAGCGCCAACAACGUUGCGAGGAUGGGAGGCACUGAGCUGGAUAAAGUGUCAGCCCAACGCAAGAGACAAACUGCCCGUAAUUCCAUGCUUUGGAAUGUCAAUGGACCUGAGUUAUCACGAAGAAUGAGCACGGGUAACAUGCAGCCUCAUCCUCAAGCCCGACGAGAGUCAAUAGGUACAGGUGUCGGAGGCUUUCAAGGGAACGUCACGUCAUCAGCGAGACGUGGGUCCGCAAGCUCGUCAGGCUUCUCCGAUGCAUCAUCCCCCUUUGUACGCGAGUCUGGCCCAGCAACUCCUUUUAAGCAAGAGUUUGGUAUCAACACUUCUCCUAACCGUCGAGGGUCUGAGACUAGUGCAGCCACUUCUUGUUCGCGGAGGGGUAGCUUUGUGAAUAUCCCCAACCCCCAGCACGCGGCUGAGAUACACCGGGUGGACUGGUCUCAGAGUGACCAACCAGUCAAGGUUCGACGAGAUUCGAAGUGGGGAGGCCUCAAACAUCGAAAGACUAGUUUGAGCCAGCAGAAGCCCAACGCCGAGGACCAGGGCUCCAAUUUUACCAAGACGAGCUCACAGUCAUCUGUUUCUCCAAAGUCACCCAAGUCUGGGUUCUUGAGGCGAUUCAUGCAUUAG